UGCACUUAUCAACCCUCAAAUGUACAGCAGUUGUUACAGGUACGCUGAUGAGACUAAGACAGUGCGGAAAUCUAUUUCACUGAACACUAUUUUUGUGUUUUGUCCAUAACGACUAGGGAAUGUUUAUAGCAUUGAAUUAUGUGGCCAGGUGUCAUCUUUCUUGUAUUGCUGGGGACCACUUCCGGUAUCAGUGGAUACGGAACAGGUGCCCCGAAAGUCGACUCCGUUUGUUUUAAUCGUCUACCAAGGCAUGGUGUGACGUCACAAACAGCAGACAUUCCUUACGUCAUAAGAACAAUUGUGACAAAGGCCGGAGGGAAUUAUGACAUCACUGUCAAUAUGACGUCAACAAAUGGAAGUGCCAUCAAGGGCUUUGUAGUUCAGAUGAUACCGGAAAUGACGGAAUUAUAUUUCAAGGAUAGCCGGAAACCAAUUGGAAAGUUUGAGUCAAAUGAUGACGUACAACUUCUUAGCUGUCGGUCUAACAGUGACACGGCGACACAUACCAAUAACGACGAGAAGGAGCUGGUAGUAAUACGAGGGAAGAUCCCGGUCGGUGGAGUUCAUCGAAAAAUCUCGAUACACGCCACCUUGGUGAAGAGAUACGACAUUUUCUGGAAUGAUGUGACGUCAGAGGUUGCUGUAGAGCCAGAUAUCCUUGCUGACGACCCCUCAAUCGAAUGGCUUAAACUUGUGACAAACUUAGCAGUAAGUUACGAGGCUGGUCAGGACCAAUGGGAAGAUGGCAUCAAAACGAGGCUUAAGCUGGGAUACUACAAAAUGGUGGACGACUGGGGCCAUCUCAAAACAAAAUACAUAGAGGAACAACUUCCGUUCAAAGAUCAAUUUCGGAGAGCUGAAAAAGUGUUAGACGGUGAAGGCAAAACCGCCAAUACGAGUUCAAAAGAAUCGAUCGUUGAAGAGUUCCUCACAGGAAGUUUCCGGCUUAAGGAAUCGGUGCAUGAUAUACUGGAAUCAAUUUCUCUCUCAUGAGAAUGUUUUGUUUCACUUUUUUGUCAGUAACAAAAACGGUUUUGUUGUUAAUGAUUUUCUUACAAAGUUGCUUGUUUUAAGCAUUGAAUCUUGCUUUGGUCGAUUUCACGGGGUGAUGAAUUGAGUUGGUCUUGAAGCAGCUGAUGUUUAAUUUGAUACAAGACCAACUCAAUUCAUCACACAAUGAAAUCUACCAAAGCACGAUUCAAUCUUAUAUUAAAAUCAACGGGUGUAUUUUUCGAUAAUUGGAACUUUUUAAGUCCAUUCUGAUAGUUUGUCCAGAGUUCUAGAGCUUGUGCAAGUCUCUGUAUUGACGUAAUAUACAAAAUAUAGUCCGUCAUUGAAGGACCAUCAUGCUACAGGUUGGUGUACGUUGAUAGUUCAAUAUAGCCAAAUUAUGUAGAAACAAAACACGAAACCAUAUUUCAAAUAUCAUAUUUUUAAUUUUUGUUGAUGAAUUGAUAUAUUGUAUGAUAUCUGACGCGUCGUUGCGGAAGAAUAAUGUCUAGAAGCGGUGCGCAGGCUCGGCUGCGAGUCUACGGCAGCCAUCUUUUCACUUGCUCGAAGUGGAGAGCAGCUACAUUUCGACAUUCUACGUCUUCUGGAAUGGGAAGCUUCAGCACAUGUAAUUAAAUGUCGAAUUAGACAGGAAACCAGACGUGGCUUGAAAGGAUGAAACAAUUUGAUAUGGAAGUUGACUGUUCGACUGCAUUUCUUAUAAGACGGGACCACAUGGAUCUACGUUAGUUUCGAUUUGUACCGGGGGUUGAUACUGACACAAGAGAUAGAAUGGGUAGAUGGAUGGAUAAUUGCUUGGGCAGUACAUGACUUGUCUCUACCGGUAGCAGCCUGGAGCUGAUAAUAUUUUGCUGAUUGAUCGUUUUUAGUUGUUUGAACAAUUUCUUGUGUAGCUUCAAUAAAAAUGCAAAAUUUCAUCAAGUGGUAUCUUCUUUGUUUAAACAUAUCAAUAGUCAUCUCCCGUUGCAAAAUUAUAUGCACAGGCAAUGCUAAUCUGGUCAAUUCAUCAGCAAAUGAAACAGGUUACAUUUGGUAGUUUCAUUGAGUCUAAUUUAAGUAGGCAUUGGAAUAUUCAUCUUUGAAUAUUAUUUGUGAAACGAUAUCUGAGC
This is a messenger RNA of Mizuhopecten yessoensis (Yesso scallop), 2120 nucleotides long. RefSeq lists its product as uncharacterized. Lineage: Eukaryota; Metazoa; Mollusca; Bivalvia; Pectinida; Pectinidae. The transcript is spliced from 4 exons. Gene Ontology annotation, molecular function: oxidoreductase activity, acting on metal ions. The coding region runs from base 139 to 993 and encodes 284 amino acids. The record is from RefSeq and is a predicted model, not a curated record.